AGGAUCCAGUUCCCUCUGCGGCCCCUUAACCAGAGACACCUGCAAAGCCAACCAGGCGCGGGCUCUGUGUCGCAGGGAAACGGUCCCUCCGCAGGAAGUGCGUUGCAUUCACCGCCGUGUUCAGGCUGCUGCCUGCCGUCCGCUCUCGCCAUUGUGUCCCUUGCAAAAGCCUCCAGUUGCUGGGGCUCCGGCGCCCUGGCUGCACAAGAGAGAGGCUGAUACCGAGGAAGCAACAUACCCGCUGUUUCCCAACAAGAGCGUCUAGUUCAGAGACCCCUCCACCCUGCCCGGGACACCCUGACCGAGAGGACAGUCCUUCCCCUCCCGAAAGAGCCGGGGGGGCCACAUCUGAGGGGGAAGGCCACCCCCACAUUUCAGGGGGCACAGCGUAGAGCAAAGUGCACAACCACAGGCAAUGGGGAGCAACUGGCCUUUAAAGAGUUAAGAGCCUAGCCAGCAGGCAUCAACAGUCAGCUACCUAGUUAGUGUUGCGACAUCCACAGUCAACACUGUUUUAUCUAUCGGCUAAACUGUGCUGCAGUCAGACUAGGGCGAGGUGAAAUGGCAGAACCUGAAAAGAAAAAGAUUCAAAGGUUGUCCAGUACAAUCGAUAAAUUCUUUUUAAAGGCUGAUACCUCCGAAGAACAACACGUAUGCAUGGCUGAAUUGGUUUUAACAUACCAUGGAGUUAAACACCACCACAGCUACCAUUCUCAAGAUUGUGGAAAUAAACUGUACCCCUCCAUUUUCACUGAUUCCGAGAUCGCUUCCAAAAUUCACUGCGGAAGGAGAAAAGCGGAGGCUUUGAUUGAGAAUGUAUUAGCCCCCCAUUCAUUGAAACUGGCUGUGCAAGACAUUGGAUCAACAUCGUUCUCAAUAGUGACAGGUGCUUCUAAUAAAGGGAACACAAAAUUAUUCCCAGUUGCUGUCCGCUACUUUAAUAAAGAUAAGGGAAGCUGCACAUGUAUCAUAGGCUUUUUUGAGGAUGCAGAUGAGACAUCAGAGGCAAUUGCAAACAACUUACAAAGUUGUCUUCAAAAUGCCGGUCUGAUACAUAAUAAAAUUGUGGCAUAUGGAGCAGACAACGCAUCUGUCAAUUUUGGAAAACGCAAGUCUGUUUUGGUGCACCUAAAACGAAUGUUGGAUUUACCAAACCUUGUGCCAGAGCACUGCAGUGCUCGCAUAGUGCACAAUACAGUGAAACAUGGCUUGAAAAUGCUCUCUUAUGAUGUAGAGAACUUGGUCAUCAAGAUUUUCAGUGAAUUCUCAUCCUGUGCAAAGAAUAUUAGUGAACUUAAAGAGUUCCUUGACUUCAUGGAGACAGAAUAUUCAGAAAUCUUAUGCCAUGUACCUACACAUUUUUUGACCCUUUUCACUGCUGUCGACAGGUUACUGAAGAAUUGGCCUGCACUCAAGUCUUACUUUGUGAGCAAAGGAGAGGAAACGGUGAGCUGCGCAAUAUGGGCCUUCCUUUCUGAGCAGAAGGACACAGUAUCCGACGAUGACAUUAUUACACUUCCCGAGCUGUACAUCUACUUUGUGCACAACAUUAUGAGCCAUUUUAACAACACCAUAAAGGUUCUUGAAAGUGAUUACAUUCAGGUAACUGAAUUGUAUGCUAUAUUCAACAAGCUGAGAAGAGAGAUUCAGAUUCGACAAGAGCAAGGCUUCUAUGGAUACAAGGUGACACAGUUCUUGAAGAAACUGCUGCCUAACGAGCAGAAUAAAUUUGUUGGAGAUGCCCAACGGGUUUACACACGCAUGCUACAGUACCUGGAAAAGUGGUUUGAUUUCAGCGAAAACUCUUUCUAUAUGUUGUGUGCGCCACUUAAUCUGGAUGGACCUCUUGAACUAGACAAACUGUGUGCUUUGACUACAAACUUGGACAUUCAAGUGGACGGAGAUGAACUAUUUACAGAAAUGUGUACGUUGAAUGAUGUGCUACCAACCCUAAAGAGUUUGACAAAUGAUCCUGAAUUGACAUUGUGUCAGGAGCAACAAGAGCGCCAUCAUCGAAUCAAUGUCUCUGAGGUAUGGGUAGAAUUCUUUAAGCACUGGGAGGCCCCAAACUUACUUAAAAUUGUACAGCAUGUGCUUGCUAUACCACCCAGCAACGCAUUUGUGGAACGCAUUUUCAGUGUUAUGAAGAACUUGUGGACUGGUGAAAGGAAUCGGCUCCAAGUGGACCUGAUGAAAGCUGAGCUAUUCAUGCACUUCAACUAUAAAAUGACAUGUGCCGAGUUCGCUGGAUUUUUGAAGACAGAAGCAGCUAAAGAGCUUGUGGUGGCAGCAAGAAAAGAACAGAAGUAUAAAUCAGGUGAGGGGAUGAUUGAGAAUGUGGAAGAGAAUCCUCAGCAGGAAGAUCCUGAGCAAGUUGAAACUCAUGUUACAUUAUUAGAAAGAUCUGAAGGGACUGUGUCUUGGAGUCGGGAGCAUGGAAAAGCUGGUGGGUAUCAGCACCGGCCAGAGAGACAGCAGGGAACUCAGCCAGGGAAGAAUGUGGGUAAAUCCAUUCAAUGUGAAGGUGGUUUGAAAAAUUUUAGUAAAAACAUGAUGCACCAGAGACUCUCCAAAGGGGAGGGAAAAAACACAUGCACCGAGUGUGGGAAAAGCUUCAGUCGGAGUUUACACCUCAUUAUACAUCGCAGAACCCACACAGGACAAAGACCUCUUAAAUGUCUUCAGUGUGGGAAAAGCUUUAUUGACAACCCAACCCUGAAAAUACAUCAGAGAAUCCACAUGGGAGAAAAACCCUAUAAGUGCCCUGACUGCGGGAAAAGCUUCAGUGAGAGACCACAUCUUAUUGGCCACCAGAGAAUCCACACAGAAGCAAAAACUUUCAUAUGCUCUCAGUGUGGGGAAACCCUCUGUAACUGGUCAACCUUUCUUAGACAUGAGAGAAUCCAUACCGGAGAGAGAUCUAAACCUUAUAACUGCCUCGAGUGUGGGGAGAACUUCCGUGAUAGGUCGGGUCUGAGUAGGCAUCAGAGAAGUCACACAGGAGAGAAACCCUAUAACUGCCUGGACUGUGGAGAAAGCUUCAGUCGGCGCUCAAACCUUACCAGGCACCAAAAAGUUCACACUGGGGAGAGACCCUAUAAGUGCCUCAAGUGUGGGAAAAGCUUCAGUCGGAGAUCAACCCGCAGUAGACAUCUGAGAACCCAUUGGGGAGAAAGUGAAUAAAUGCUCUGACGAGGGCUGGUUGAAGUGAAUUAUACUGAAGCAGUUGCACCACUACAGCUAAAGUUGAGACUAGCUUCCUUUUUAACUGCUAGUUUUUCUGUAUGCUGUAAAAUCCACAUGUAGACUUGGAUUGUCUUGAAAAUUUCUGUGCUUCAUCUGGGCCAGGGGCAGAACUAGUGAUGUGAGGUUGUAGUCAUUUGGUCUAGGGGUUCCUCAGAUACAGCUCCCCCCAUAAGGAGCUGCUUUUACUAUUCAGAUAGCUCUGAAACCCUAUGCAAACUUAACCCCCAUGAAAAACAGGAAAUAUAACAUUAGAGUACAUGCUACCCCCACGACAUAACCUCAACUCUGCCCUCUGAGUGAAGUCCCAACGUACCAAUAACACACAUUAGCUCUCUACCUUUACAGAUGCUACAGAACACUUAAGGAAUCGAGCACCGAUGAGCAGUGUAGGACAGUCUGCCACCUUCUCUUGAUAGGAAAGACUCUGGUGUAGGUCAGGCCUAGUGAGCAGCUGCCACUUACAUUCAAAAACCAAGCCUACUCCACACAAACUACCCCAGAAUUGCAAAUGUUUCUAUGCCUUCACCCCUGCACUGAGGAUUCCUUGAGACAUGGUUUUCACUGACCCCGCAGUAAACCCUGGAGAUCCCAUGACAUAUGCCACCAGAUUGCUGACAGUUUCCAUGGCUAUACUCCCUUGUGCAUUUCUACUGACACAGCCUACAGAAUUCAGCACUGCAAUGAAGCAUAAUUGAUCCUUUUAAAAUACACCUGCACCUCUUCUCAUAUUACAGUGACAGCUCUGCCAGCCUGCUCCAGCUAAUCUCUUCACCAUUCAACACAGCUACGCCUCACACAGUGAAGGGAGAUGAGUGCAUGCAGAUGAAUUCUAGGAUUCAAAUCUAUGGAAUACAACACAGGCAAUGGUACAUUUUCUUAGUCCUUCAUAUCUACUUAUUAUGGCAAGACAGUUAUUGAACCAUUCUCACUGGCAAUUGCCAGCUCUAAGGGGGCAGAGUUAAGGUUGCAUUGUGGGAAUGACAUUUACCUUAAUUUCUUAGUUUUUAGAGGUGUAAGUUUAGCCACUCUCCACAUUGUAGAAGAGCACACGGCAGUGCUGGGCUACCUUAGCUCUGCCUUUACUAAAGUUUUGGACAGUUAAUAUAUUUGCUGAUUCCACAAAUGUCAUCACCGUUUGACUUUUCAGUGGCUGGUUUCCCGUUUUUUCCCAUUUUCUCUGGUGUUAGGAGACAGCGGUCAGCUCCCAUCUGCUCAGCCCUCCUCUGGCUCUGCCUGGUUUAGCAAAGAAUCUCUGAUCCUCCACUCUGCUGCCAUCCAUCUCUUUCUCAGCUGGAAUCUUCUACCUCAUCUUUCCUGGAUCCCCAGCCAGUGUCCUGUGGACUGGGUAUCUGAGGAACCUUUCAUACCCUUUAUUCAUAAAGACGCCCAGGGACCUGAGGCGAUCCAGUAUGAAGGGACUAGGGGAGACGGGUGAUGGGAAGGGAAGAGCCUGUGUUUGAGCACAGGGGGAUGGGAACUAAGGGAUUGAGUGUGUGAAUCAGCGAGUGAUGGUGAGAGCGCUGAGACUGGAGAACUUGCUGCACUAGCUGAGCACAGCUCGUCAUUACAAAGAGGAGCUGCAGCCGUAGCCAACACCCAGAGAAGAAGCUAAGACAGUAUUUGCUCAACCACAGAUGGCUCACAAUUACAGUCCAAUUCUUUCCAGCCCCCCAGGGAUAAAAUGAUUCACCACAAUCCCCACCUUGGUCUCCUAUUGCUGUGGCUGCUGCUACCACUUAUCCUCUGAAUUCCACCCUUUGACUUGAUGUCCCCCAGGUCUGACCCCAAAAUACCACAGCUGAGAACCUCCUCUUUGAAAAUCCCCUGCUUCUGUCUUCUAAGAUUUAGUUCCAGGGCCUGGUCCUGCUGUGACAGGUUGCCCCACUUAGAAUGCCACCUGAUGUGCUGAGAUCCCACAGAGCCUGCCUGUUAUGUCAGCCUGGGCAGCCUUUUUACUUGUCUUGCUGAAGCAGGCUAUUGAGCCUCCUCCAGAACACACGCAGGCAGGGCCACACCCAACUGCAGAACAACACAGACACUGAGAUCAGUUCUGGGAAGGUUCAGCUUAAGGGACUUGCCCCAGCACUCAGGUGUCCACCUCCCUUGGAGUGCAGACCUAAAGGUAUAUUAUGAAAUCUGCCUCCUCCCUCAAUGUGGAAGAAGGUAUGCAUAGCCCUUACUCCCCACCCUCUCCCAAUUGUGAAUUGUAUAAACGGGGUUACAUUAUAAACAAAAAAUAAGUUUAUUAAGUAUAAAAAAUGAGUUUUAAAUGAAUAUAAGAGAUAACAGACAGAACAAAGCCAAUUACUGAGCAAAUAAAAAAACAAAAUACCCAAGCUAAGCUCAAUAUACUUAAGAAACAGGUUACAAAAUGUAAUUUCUUAUCCUAAAUGUUAUUUUAGGCAGGUUACAAAGUUUCCGUAGUUUAGCAUUUUAGUUAUAUUUCUUUUUAGGUUCGACCCCUGUCUCAGUCUGGAUUACCCCCUUGCCUUCCCUACAGGUGUCUUUAACAGUCUUUCUUCUUGAGCAGACAGGCCAUGGAGAGGAGUCCCCACCCUUAAAUCAGAUUUACACAAGGUGGGAAUCCUUUGUUUCCCAAACUUGACCCCCCUUCCCUUUUAGUGGAAAGUUACAAGCAGUAUAAGAUAAUGUUUAGUAUCAGGUGACAAGACCACCUGACCUAGUAGUGUCACAGUUAUGUCCCAGGACAGCUCCAGGGGAGAGAGAUUAGUAUGGUCAUGGUCUUAUUGUUCCUUCCUAAUAGCCAAUCAAAUCCAUUAA
Dermochelys coriacea (leatherback sea turtle) is the source of this 6027-nucleotide messenger RNA. RefSeq names its product zinc finger protein 572-like. NCBI's taxonomy places the organism in Eukaryota, Metazoa, Chordata, Testudines, Dermochelyidae. The record is from RefSeq and is a predicted model, not a curated record. Gene Ontology annotation, molecular function: DNA-binding transcription activator activity, RNA polymerase II-specific; RNA polymerase II cis-regulatory region sequence-specific DNA binding; protein dimerization activity. Gene Ontology annotation, cellular component: nucleus. The coding region runs from base 562 to 3183 and encodes 873 amino acids. Gene Ontology annotation, biological process: regulation of transcription by RNA polymerase II. The transcript has 3 exons.